This is a messenger RNA of Melanotaenia boesemani (Boeseman's rainbowfish), 2396 nucleotides long. It is a transcript of the gene gpc6b, whose product is annotated as glypican 6b. The transcript is spliced from 10 exons. Gene Ontology annotation, cellular component: synapse; plasma membrane; extracellular region. The record is from RefSeq and is a predicted model, not a curated record. Bases 307 to 1998 code for a protein of 563 amino acids. Lineage: Eukaryota; Metazoa; Chordata; Actinopteri; Atheriniformes; Melanotaeniidae. Gene Ontology annotation, biological process: regulation of signal transduction; regulation of protein localization to membrane; cell migration.
CUUCUAGGGGGGUUCGUCUGCUGAGAGAAGUUCAGUCAACACACCAGGAAUCGCACAGUCUGGAUUCAUGUGGCAUCUCCACACUCACAGUCCGCUUCUCUGCACCACCGCGAGACUUCCGUCCAUUCAUGGUUGCGAUAUAAAACCUGUUUGCCGUGGGAUAUGUGUUGGUAGACAUUAAUAGUUGAGUUGUAACCAUUACGCGACCUGUCACCAAGUACCUGCGGAUCUACUGCGGGGAGUUUUGCCAGCAAGCAGGGUACUGCAGAGAACCUGUAACAACACGGAUCUUUACAGAAGUGAACAAUGCUCAGACUAGAGACCAUCAUUUGCACUUUUUCUGUGCUGUCAGUCGCUGCAGGGGGAGAUUUUAAAGCACGGAACUGCAGCGAGGUGAGGGAGUCUUGCAUCAGGAAAGGCUUCAGCUUCGCACAUGUUCCUCACCAGGAUAUCCCAGGGGAACAUCUGCGUGUAUGUCCUCAGGGAAACACAUGCUGCACCCAAGAAAUGGAGGACAAAUUUGGUCAGCAGAGUAAACAGGACUUUGAGAAUCUGCUUAACGAAACAAGUCAUGGACUGCGAAGCACCUUUGUCUCUGGACACAAAGGAUUUGAUGAAUUCUUCCUGGAGCUGCUGGAGAACACAGAGAGGUCCCUGAAUGAGAUGUUUAUGAGGACUUAUGGCAAGCCUUACAUGCAGAACUCAGAGGUCUUUGAGAACCUGUUUGCUGAGCUGAAGCGCUAUUACACAGGAGGGAAUGUUAACCUGGAGGAAAUGCUUAAUGACUUUUGGUCGCGGCUGCUGGAGCGUAUGUUCACACUCCUCAACUCCCAGUAUGUCAUCACCGAGGACUAUCUGGAGUGUAUCAGUAAGUACACCGACCAGCUCAAGCCCUUUGGAGACGUGCCCAGGAAGCUCAAGGCUCAGGUUACCCGCGCAUUCAUCGCUGCACGCACAUUUGUCCAAGGGCUCUCUGUUGGCCGAGAAGUGGCCCAGAGAGUGUAUAAGGUAAGCAGCACUCCAGCAUGUAUACGAGCACUGACAAAGUUGCUGUACUGCCCUUUUUGUCAGGGCAUGCCAGCAGUAAUGUCCUGCAAGAAUUACUGCCUUAAUGUGAUGAAAGGUUGCCUGGCCAAUCAAGCUGAUCUGGAUCCAGAGUGGAACCAGUACAUUGAUGCCAUGCUGCUGGUGGCAGAAAGGCUGGAAGGGCCUUUCAACAUUGAGUCUGUCAUGGAACCAAUUGAUGUGAAGAUUUCUGAGGCCAUCAUGAAUAUGCAAGAUAACAGUGCCCAGGUCUCCUACAGGGUUUUUCAAGGUUGUGGUCAGCCAAAACCCGCAGGAAUCACGAGGUCCACUCGUGGUGUUUCGGAUGUGUUCAACGCCCGCUUUAAGCCCUACAGCCCAGAGGAGCGGCCUACCACUGCAGCUGGCACAAGCUUAGACAGACUGAGGAUUGUUUGGAGAACGAUGCAGUACAAUGUGGUUGACAUAAAACAGAAACUGAAGAUGUCCAAGAAAUUUUGGUCCAGCCUUCCUGAGGCCAUGUGUGUGGAGGACAGAGUAACUGCAGGAAAUGCCAGUGAUGGGGAGUGCUGGAAUGGACACACCAAGGGCAGGUACUUUCCUGAAGUCCAAAAGGAUGGCCUAAUCAACCAGGUGAAUAACCCUGAGGUGUCUGUCGACAUCACACGUCCCGACACCAUCAUCCGUCAGCAGAUCAUGGCUCUUCGGGUGAUGACCAACAAGCUGAAAAAUGCCUACAAUGGCAAUGAUAUCUACUUUCAAGACUCAAGUGAUGAAGGCAGUGGCUCAGGUAGCGGCAGCGGCUGUACAGAAGUCUGCCCCACAGAUGUGGACAGUGCUACCACUGAAAUCCCAGUGGUCAGAGCAGAUCGGAGCGGGCCUUUGGAAGGCUCUGCCCAACUCUGUGCCGCCUCUGUAGCCCUGCCAACCAUGCUGGCCCUCUCAGUCCUAGCUCUUCAUCGACAAUGGAGAUAAUGCUGGAGCAACUGGCUAAAUAUGGACAGCAGGGUUUCCUUUCCUCUCCUCUUCCAGUUUUUGUAUUCAGGCAAAUCGGAGCUACAGUCAAGCAGACAACAUUCGAGCGACCAGUCUUGAUGCUGGAGGAGUCUGCUCUGAGAAAGAGAGUAGUCAUGCAUCAUGAUUUCCCACUUUCCCAAAGAUCAUGCAGUGCCAUCCCAAGACUUGAUAUUUUAUGGCAUCAUUCACCAUCUACUUAUGAUGCAAACCCAACAAACUCUUCUUUAGAGAUAAAAUAUAUAUAUAUACAUUUCCUUGCACAUGUGGCAGGUAUCAGUAUAGGUCUCCAAGUGGAAAAAUCUAAAAAGCACUUUGAUUAUUUUUUUUAAAUGCAAAAAAAAGAAGUGUUUUAAAAA